AUGUCGACGGUCAAUGUGCCUCAGGUGUUAUUCUUCGAUGUAUUCGGCACAGUUGCUCCAUGGCGUACAUCUAUCUCGGAAGAGUUGAGUACAGCUGCCCAGCAAGCCGUGAACGAUCCCCGCAAUGAACUUCCAGCCGACGUACGUGACCGCGCUACAGCCAUGACUACCCAGGACUGGCUAGAGAUUGCCAACGAAUGGCGGUGGUCAUACGUUGUAUUUACUCGUACAUUCGAUUCAUCCACCGAGUUCAUGUCGGUUGACCAGCACCACUAUAAGGCCCUCCAAGACCUCCUUCGGCAGCGCGGUCUGGAUGGCCUGUUCACCGACGAGAAGCGGUGGGAUCUCGCUUUUGCCUGGCACCGGCUCAGCCCAUGGCCAGAUAGUGCUCCAGGCCUGGAGCUGCUGAAUCGCCAGUUUACGACAGCUACCCUGUCCAAUGGAAAUGUAUCCCUGUUGGAAGAUCUCCAGAAAUUUGGAUCUCUGCCUUUCAAGCACAUUGUCAGCGCGGAGAAUUUCGGGGCUUACAAGCCCUCUCCGUUGGUCUAUGGGGGUGCCGCUAAGAAGUUCGGUAUGGAACCGAACCAGUGCGGGCUGGUUGCAGCGCACUUGGGCGAUCUGAAGGCUGCCAAGGACUGUGGGUUUCAGACUAUCUACGUUGAGCGUGAAUUAGAGGAACAUUGGUCGAAGGAGGAGACUGAGAAGGCAAAAGCCGAGGGGUGGGUGAAUAUGUGGAUUGAUUCCCAGUCCCCUGGCUUCCUAGAAGUUGCUAGGCGUUUUGGGAUUGAGUGA
Penicillium bovifimosum is the source of this 792-nucleotide messenger RNA. RefSeq names its product haloacid dehalogenase, type II. The record is from RefSeq and is a predicted model, not a curated record. Gene Ontology annotation, molecular function: hydrolase activity, acting on halide bonds, in C-halide compounds. Lineage: Eukaryota; Fungi; Ascomycota; Eurotiomycetes; Eurotiales; Aspergillaceae. The transcript has a single exon. Bases 1 to 792 code for a protein of 263 amino acids.